UUGGUCGCCGAGAGGAGAGGAGGCGGGCUGGGCUCGGGUCAAGAGCAUCUGCUCCGGCGCGGCGGCACCACCGCCCCGAUCUCCCGGCCUGCGGGACCGGAGGCCCCCGGGGCGGAAGGACUCGCCGGUUCUGCGAGGAAGGGGGACCUCGAAGGGGCGGGCGAGGAAGCGGCAGUGUCCCACCUCGGAGCUUCGGCUCGCCCUCGCCACUUUCUUGGCCACCUCAGACGCCGUCGCGGCAGCCGCUUCCGAUCUCCGUUAGACGCCGCGGCUGCUUGCUCUACGGGGGCGGUGUUGGACGGCGCGAUCCGCUGGCAAGCCCCUGCCGCCGCCCGCUGAGCUUUGCAAACCCCGAAGCUGUUCGGCUGGAGCUCCAGGGCGAGCUGGGGGGACUCCGUGCAUCUUUUCUGCCCAAACCGACUUCUCCCAGUUCUUCCGACGAGCUUCUAAUCGACUCACCCUGUUUCUCAUCCCUUUCUGCAAGUCAGUUCCUCGGCCCCAUUUGAAACCGGGCUUUGGCUGGUGCUCCCCUGCUUCCUUCUGGUCUAGCCGGCCUCUAGCCCCUUCCCCACUGAGCUGUCGCUUCUAGGAGAAGACACUCCCACUCUCAGCAAAACAGGUACCAGCUCACCUGCGAGUAUUUAUCUUCCCUACUCCGGAGACCCUUGGUCCGGACUGCAAUCACCCUGCACGAUGAAAGGUGGUGGCCCCCAGUUGCUGCUUUGCCUGCUGGUGGGAAUCUUGUGUCCCUGGAACCCCAGCCCUGUGGAGCCACAGUCCGUGUUGACCGACCAUGAAAUUGAGGAAUUUUUGAAAAGCUUCCUGGGAGAGCUGGAGGAGGACUUAGAAGGGCCAGAGGCAGAGAAGGUAGCUGUGGGCAAGGAGCUUCCUGAGAGUCAAGGAAACCUGAAUCCUGCAGAAAGGGAGAAAGCCCCAACAGAGGUGGAAGAAGUAGCACAGGAGAGAGAGACAGAGAAGCCCAAGAAAGGGAAGAAGGAGAAGCCACCUAAACCCACAAAAAAGCCAAAGGAGAAACCAUCCAAGAGCCCCCCAAAACAGAAGCCUCCCAAAAAGGAGAAGCCCCCCAGACCAACCAAAAAGCCAAAGGAGAAACGUCCCAAGGCCACCAAGAAACCCAAGGAGAAACGUCCCAAGGCCACCAAGAAACCCGCAGGGGGAAAGAAGGCGGAGAGGCCCUCUCCUCCAGUCCCACCAGAAGCAGAGAGGGACCGUUUUCCAGAAAGACCACUGAUCCCACCUCCAACUGGAAAUGAAGAUAGCUAUGGGCUGCCUGAUUCGCCCCACUAUCUCUUUCCCUAUGGACGGGAAGAUGACCUCUCCCGAGUCAACGAAGAAGGGGGUGAAACUCUAUACCCUGAGAAGACAGAUGAAAAACAAGAUCCAUCCAGGCAUCAUACUGACUUCUAUGAACCUCCAACGGAGCCACAGGAGACCCCAACAGAAGAUAAAGAUCAGGAAGGUCAGACAGAAUUUCCUGUAGAACAAGAGCCACCAACGUUGGAUUACAAUGAACAGAUUGAACGCGAGGACUACGAAGAUUUUGAAUACAUCAGGCAGGAGAAAAAACCCCAAAAACCACCACGAAGGAGACCUGAGACCCCCAGGCUGGAACCUGAGGAGAAACCAAAGAAAACAGAGGAGCCUCCCACCCCUCCUUUUGAGAGUCACUAUGAAGUAGAGUUACCACUGCCAGAUUAUGGAGAUGUGGAUUAUGGUCUGCCUCACCAGAAGCCCAAAAAAUUCCCCAGUGAAACAGAUGAAGAUGAGAUGGAGACAGAUGAGAAUCUCAAACCAAAGAAGUCUAAGAAAGGGGGAGGCAGUAGCAAGGAGGAAGAGGAGAGUGAGACAGAGGACAGCAAAUGGACAGAGGAGAAAAACAAGGAGCAGAAAGGGAAACCAAAGAAAACAGGGAAAAAAUGGGAAACCGAUGAAAAUGUGUGGACUCCAGAAGAGAGAAUAAAAUGCCCUCCGAUUGGAAUGGAAUCACAUCGAAUUGAGGAUGAUCAGAUCUUGUCUUCUUCCAUGCUACGACAUGGAUUAGGAGCUCAGCGUGGACGCCUCAAUAUGCAGGCUGGAUCCAAUGAGGAUGAUUACUUUGAUGGUGCAUGGUGUGCGGAAGAUGAGAGUAGCAUCCAGUGGAUCCAGGUGGAUACAAGGCGGAUCACCAGGUUCACAGGAGUCAUCACCCAAGGCCGGGAUUCUCUGCUCCACGAGGACUUUGUCACCUCUUUCUACGUUGGCUUCAGCAACGAUAGCCAGAACUGGCUCAUGUACAGUAAUGGUUACGAGGAAAUGCUUUUUCAUGGAAAUGUUGACAAGGAUACUCCUGUGAUGACUGAAUUCCCAGAACCGAAGGUUGCUCGUUUCAUUCGUGUCUUUCCAUUGACGUGGAAUGGUAGCCUUUGUAUGAGAUUGGAAGUUCUGGGCUGUCCUCUCUCCAGCAUCCACAGCUAUUAUAGUUUGCAGAAUGAAGUGAUGACAUCGGUGGACAACCUGGACUUUCGCCAUCACAACUACAAGGACAUGAGACAGCUGAUGAAGGUGGUGAAUGAAGAAUGUCCCACCAUCACCCGCAUCUACAAUAUUGGCAAGAGCUUUCGAGGACUUAAGAUCUAUGCUAUGGAGAUAUCGGAUAAUCCAGGGGAGCAUGAACUGGGAGAGCCAGAAUUCCGCUAUACAGCAGGAAUCCAUGGCAACGAGGUGCUGGGUCGGGAGCUGCUGCUCAUGCUGAUGCAGUUUAUUUGCAAGGAAUUCAAGGAUGGAAAUCCGCGCAUCCGGAACCUGGUGAUGGAGACCCGCAUUCACCUUGUCCCUUCGCUCAAUCCUGAUGGCUAUGAGAUUGCCAGCCAAACAGGCUCAGAAUUGGGGAAUUGGGCUCUGGGACAUUGGAACGAAGAAGGCUAUGAUCUCUUUGAGAACUUCCCUGAUCUCAACAGUAUCCUCUGGGCUGCAGAAGAGAGAAAAUGGGUACCCCACAAAGUUCCAAACCACCACAUCCCAAUUCCUGAUCACUACCUUGCAGAAGAUGCUGCGGUGGCUGUCGAGGUGAGGGCCAUUUUAGCCUGGAUGGAGAAGAUCCCCUUUGUGCUUGGUGCCAAUUUCCAAGGGGGCGAGAAACUCAUUUCCUACCCUUUUAACAUGGCUCGCCCCAUCAAUGAGAAUGAAGUGGCUCCUCCGUCUAUGGAGGACUAUGAAGAGGAAAACCCAGAGAUCAGAGAGACCCCAGACCAUGCCAUCUUCCGCUGGCUGGCGAUUUCCUACGCGUCGGCCCACCUCACCAUGACAGAAACAUUUCGUGGGGGUUGCCAUGAUCAAGAUGUGACCAACGGAAUGGGGAUUGUCAAUGGGGCCAAGUGGAAACCACAAGUGGGUAACCUGAAUGAUUUCAGCUACCUUCACUCCAACUGUCUGGAGCUCUCGAUCUACCCUGGGUGUGACAAGUUUCCUCAUGAAAGUGAACUACCACAGGAGUGGGAAAACAACAAGGAAUCCCUGCUGACAUUUAUGGAGCAGGUACAUCGUGGCAUUAAGGGCACAGUGACAGAUCAACAAGGAGAUCCCAUUGCAAAUGCUUCCAUCUCUGUGAUGGGGAUCAAACACGAUGUGCAAACAGCUAGUGGAGGGGAUUACUGGCGCAUCCUGAAUCCUGGCGAAUACCGCGUUACAGCCAGGGCUGAGCGCUACAAUCCCAGUGUCAAAACCUGCAGCGUCUAUUAUGAUAUUGGAGCCACCCAGUGCAACUUCAUCUUGUCACGGUCUAACUGGAAACGCAUCCGAGAGAUCAUGGCCAUGAAUGGAAACCACCCUAUUGGGAGGCCCAUGCUGGGACGACCUAUGACACCUAGAGAGCGCAUGCGCUGGAGGAUGAGGAUGCGCCAGAGAGCUCGCCUGCGCCAGCAGAUGCGUGAACGGCUGCAGAAAGCCAGCACCAGCAUUCCCACCACGGCUCCCGCAAGCUCGGUGUUUCCCUUCUUGUUCAGCAGCACCACGCCCCCGCCAUGGAGUCGAGAGCCUCCAAUAGCAGAGUCAGCGACCACUUGGGAUGCUGAUGUCUACACUGAGACAGUGACUGAAUGGGAGACAGUAACAGAGGAAGUAACCGAGGUGGAGGCCACGGGCACGGCUUUUCCCGUGACCACAGCAGAGACAUACACGGUUAACUUUGGCGACUAAUACCAGUCUGCCCGUUUGUGAGGAUUGCAGGCCAGGAACGCUCUUAAGACAUUCCUAAAGCCAGCUCCACCUCUUCCGGAGCAGGUGGCUGUAUCUAUUCACUGCAGUACACGGAGGCACCUUCUCCUGGUUUAGGACCCACCAGGAACCCCCUUGCUUUGAGCAGGUUUGAAGAGCCAUCACAUUUGCAUCAUUUAUUUUUCACAUACACACACAUGCACAGACCCCUCUCUCUCUCUGCCUUGGAUGCAGAGGCUCAGCUUUCUCUGUAGGGUUGCAACAGGAAACCUGUAAUCCACACCUGCUGAAUGGGAAAUUGAGGUGAACAAACUGUACACCUCAAACUGACUGUAGAAUAGGGAACAAGCCAAGAAUGUAAUCUGGCUGAAUCUUUUCUGGCAUGUUAAAUCUUUUUUUUUCAUUCUUCUUUAUUAUCAUGCUCUUUACAGUAUCGUGUAAGAUUCCUGCAACAGGGAGAGAGAAGCAGACAAGGCCUUUAUCCAGAGGCCCAGAGCUGUUGCUCCCCCAUGGACAUUCACUGAAAUAAUUAAGUCCAUCAAGCACUGAAACACACAGUUGGGCCACAAUCCAAUACACAAGUUUGUUAAGGGUCCCCUUGACUGUUAAUUUGCAGUCUUAAUACCUUUACAGAAGGGAUAUAUGAAAAAUUCAGAUUUCUUUCCAGUUCUAUUAA
Messenger RNA from Candoia aspera, 4888 nucleotides. RefSeq names its product AE binding protein 1 (gene AEBP1). The transcript has 22 exons. Gene Ontology annotation, biological process: protein processing; peptide metabolic process; negative regulation of transcription by RNA polymerase II. The record is from RefSeq and is a predicted model, not a curated record. Bases 694 to 4194 code for a protein of 1166 amino acids. Lineage: Eukaryota; Metazoa; Chordata; Lepidosauria; Squamata; Candoiidae. Gene Ontology annotation, molecular function: metallocarboxypeptidase activity; zinc ion binding; RNA polymerase II transcription regulatory region sequence-specific DNA binding.